AUGUCAGUAGAAGCCGAAGGAUUUCAAGCAUCACCAUUAUUAAAAGAAUUAGCUGAUGGUUUACAAGAUAAAUCUGCUGCUGAAAAAGCAAUUAAAGCUGUUAAUGCCAUUAUAAUUAUAACUUUAAAAAAUAAAGAAGGUAAAGAUGAAUCUUGGGUAUUAGAUUUAAAAAAAGAUGGUACUAUUAAAAAAGCUGAUGGUCCACCACCAAAAGGUGAUGUUCAAUUAUUAUUAAAAGAUGUUGAUUUUGUUAAAUUAGCUAAUGGUAAAGCUAAUGGUCAAAAAUUAUUUAUGAAUGGUAAAUUAAAAGUUAAAGGUAAUAUGAUGAAAGCAACUGCUAUUGAAUCAGUUUUUAAACAAUUAGAUCCAAGACCAAAAUUAUAA
Molecule: messenger RNA, 384 nt
Organism: Lodderomyces jiufengensis
Lineage: Eukaryota; Fungi; Ascomycota; Pichiomycetes; Serinales; Debaryomycetaceae
Exons: 1
Coding region: 1-384 (127 amino acids)
Cellular component (GO): cytosol
Source: RefSeq, a predicted model, not a curated record